Molecule: messenger RNA, 1207 nt
Organism: Carassius gibelio (silver crucian carp)
Lineage: Eukaryota; Metazoa; Chordata; Actinopteri; Cypriniformes; Cyprinidae
Product: CD209 antigen-like protein C
Exons: 5
Coding region: 211-870 (219 amino acids)
Source: RefSeq, a predicted model, not a curated record
GAUGAGGAACACAACACAGUCCACUACAGAGAGAGAAACUAGUGUUAGUUUACUGAAUGUGGAAAUGAAAAUAUAGAAAGGGUAAAACUCAGAGAAGAAGAUAGUUGAUGUCUAAAAAUAUGUGAACGUCGUACGAGGUAAAGUCAGAACAGAUAUCAAAGAUUCAACGCCACGAGAAUCCAGUCAUAUAGCACGGAUAAAGAUUCAAUAAUGGACUCAGAAGACCGAAUAGAAAGGAUUUUUGAUAUCUACGUCAGUGCAGAGGCUGUAAGAGACAUGGAACAUAAGAAAGAGACAGAAGACUUCAACACAGAAGAACCCCGAACACCUCGACACACAGGAAGUGAUGGUGUGACGAUCUCCAGAGCAGCUGGUGUGUGUUUGGGGCUGAUGUUUGUUGUUCUGACGACUGCAGUCAUAGUGCUGUGUGUCAGCUUCACCAACCUCACUAAAGAGAGAGACCAGUUAAAAUCAGAAAUAAAUGAUCUUCAGAAGUGUUUGCCAGAUGGAUGGAAGUGUCAUCAAUCCAGUCUUUACUACUUUUCUUAUGAGAUGAAGAACUGGGAUGAGAGCAGAAGAUACUGUAGAGAGAGAGGAACAGAUCUGAUCAUCAUCAACAAUGGACAGGAACAUGAUUUUGUGAAGAAUAUUUGUGGUUCUGAUCAUUUCUGGAUUGGUUUGACUGAUGUUGAAGUGGAGGGCAGAUGGAAAUGGGUUGAUGGCAGCACACUGACCUAUAGGUUCUGGGCGUCUGGAGAACCAAACAACUAUCAGGGAAAUGAAGACUGUGCUGUUAUUGAUUCAUCAGAAUGGUUUGAUACUAAAUGUGAUAAUCGGGCUAAAUGGAUCUGUGAGAAGAAGUAUGCUUAAAUAGUACAUAUUAUAAUACAAAUGUACAUAUAUGCAUUAUAAACAAAUAAAUAUGACAGUAAUUUUACCUGUUUAUUUAUAUUUUUUUUUGAAUGGCACAUUAAUUAGGUUAUUCUGUAAAAACAAAUAAAAAAUAAAUAUAAAAAAAAAACAUUGUAAUAUAAAAAUUUUCAUAUCUAACUUUUUAAAAUCAUUUUGUUUAGAAUUUUUAGAUAUGAACUAAAAUCUGAAUGUGAAAAACAACAGUGAUGUUUCUACAGACUGAAAUACACUAAUAUAAUUGUGUAUUGUAUGGUGUAUUACUCAGUGCAUCAGUAAAGUUUGAUUUGAAAUGUGA